AUGUCUUCUUUAAUGGUAUUCUAUGUCUCUAUAUCUUUUGCAGGUGUAGUGUGGUCGUCUCGUGAUGAAACUCGCCUGGUGAAGAAUUUAUUCACUGGGUACAACAAGGUUGUGCGUCCAGUGGCUCACUUCACAGACCCUGUGGUAGUGACCGUGGGGCUACAGCUCAUCCAGCUCAUCAGUGUGGACGAGGUCAACCAGAUAGUCAGCAGCAAUGUGCGCCUCAAACAGCAAUGGAAAGAUGUGAACCUGAAGUGGAACCCGGAGGAUUAUGGGGGAAUCAAAAAGAUCAGAGUUCCCUCCACUGACAUUUGGAGGCCAGACUUGGUUCUCUACAACAACGCGGACGGAGACUUUGCCAUAGUCCACGAGACCAAAGUGCUGCUGGAGCAUACAGGGAUGAUCACGUGGAACCCUCCCGCCAUCUUUAAGAGCUACUGUGAGAUCAUCGUCCUUCACUUCCCCUUCGACCUGCAGAACUGCAGCAUGAAGCUGGGUACCUGGACCUAUGACGGCAAGCUGGUCGUCAUAAACCCUGACAGUGACCGGCCGGACCUGAGCCACUUCAUGGAGAGUGGGGAGUGGGUGAUGAAGGACUUCCGCAGUUGGAAGCACCAGGUGUUCUACUCGUGCUGCCCGGACACUCCUUACCUGGACAUCACGUACCACUUCCUGAUGCUGCGUCUGCCUCUCUACUUCAUCGUCAACGUCAUCAUCCCCUGUAUGCUCUUCUCCUUCCUCACGGGCCUGGUCUUCUACCUGCCCACUGACUCAGGUGAGAAGAUGACCCUGUCCAUCUCUGUGCUCCUGUCCCUCACCGUUUUCCUUCUGGUCAUCGUGGAGCUCAUCCCCUCUACUUCCAGCGCGGUGCCCCUCAUCGGAAAAUACAUGCUUUUCACCAUGGUUUUCGUCAUCGCUUCUAUCAUUAUCACCGUCAUUGUGAUCAACACUCACCACCGCUCCCCCAGUACACACACCAUGCCUGAGUGGGUCCGCAAGGUUUUUAUUGAGACUAUCCCCAACAUUAUGUUCUUCUCCACAAUGAAGCGUCCAGGAAAGGAGAAGCAGAUUAGAAACAUCUAUGGAGCGGACUUUGACAUCUCAGACAUCUCAGGUAACCAGGCGACCUCAGUGCCCUACCAGUCCCCCAUCACCAAGAACCCAGAUGUGCGCAGCGCCAUAGAGGGAGUCAAAUACAUCGCAGAGACCAUGAAAUCGGAUGAGGAGUCUAACAAUGCAGCGGAGGAGUGGAAGUUUGUUGCCAUGGUGCUGGACCACAUUCUGCUUUGUGUCUUCAUGGCCGUGUGUCUCAUUGGGACUUUGGGCGUGUUCGCAGGUCGUCUCAUAGAGCUAAGCCUGCUCUGA
Messenger RNA from Boleophthalmus pectinirostris (great blue-spotted mudskipper), 1365 nucleotides. Its product is annotated as acetylcholine receptor subunit alpha-like. The record is from RefSeq and is a predicted model, not a curated record. Gene Ontology annotation, molecular function: transmembrane signaling receptor activity; acetylcholine-gated monoatomic cation-selective channel activity. Gene Ontology annotation, biological process: nervous system process; signal transduction; regulation of membrane potential. Gene Ontology annotation, cellular component: postsynaptic membrane; neuron projection; synapse. Lineage: Eukaryota; Metazoa; Chordata; Actinopteri; Gobiiformes; Gobiidae. Bases 1 to 1365 code for a protein of 454 amino acids. The transcript has 8 exons.